This is a messenger RNA of Prosopis cineraria, 2581 nucleotides long. Its product is annotated as probable L-type lectin-domain containing receptor kinase S.5. Gene Ontology annotation, cellular component: plasma membrane. Lineage: Eukaryota; Viridiplantae; Streptophyta; Magnoliopsida; Fabales; Fabaceae. The transcript has a single exon. The record is from RefSeq and is a predicted model, not a curated record. Gene Ontology annotation, molecular function: carbohydrate binding; ATP binding; protein kinase activity. Gene Ontology annotation, biological process: protein phosphorylation. Bases 130 to 2319 code for a protein of 729 amino acids.
ACGAUACACAGAAAUGACAAGGCCUGCUCAAGAGCAAGGAAAGUUCCCAUUGAUGAAUCAAGUCUUUAAUUUUGAUUGCUUCCUCUAAAAUAUAUAAAUACAUAUAGUGUAUAAUGGAAUAAGCUAAGCAUGCUUGAUCAUCAUCAUCAGCAGCAGCAUUUUAGACUUGGCCUCCGAUCUCUGAUAGUUUCCCCCUCAGACGUUGCCAUUCAAUUUGUCUGGCUACUCACAGCAGGCUUAGAGCUCACUCCGUGUGUAUUGCUAUCGCAAAUCCUUCAAAGCGCAUAUGUUAUCGACCGUUUAAUGAUCAGUAGAAUGCAAUUUUGUUGGAUGGUUAAGCCUCAACUUUUAGCAGUCAUCUUCAUCUGUAUUCUCGGCCAUACCAGGGUUGACUGCUUUUCUUUCAAUUUCCCCACCUUUGACGAACAAGAAGAUCAAAAUCGAUUAAUACUGAGUAAAUUUUCCCGUAUAUUCCGUGAGGCCAUCCAAGUGACGCCUGAUGCUUAUGGUGAAGACUUGAGGAACAGGUCCGGAAGGGCCUUCUACAACAAGGCAUAUAGAUUAUGGAGCAAGAAGAACGAAAAAACUGCAUCAUUUAAUACCACCUUCGUCCUCAAUAUCAGCCCCGACACUCCUUCAAACCCAGGUGCAGGCGAAGGUUUGGCCUUCGUGCUAGCCGCUGACAACAGUCUCCCGCCCAACAGCCAUGGAAGAUGGCUUGGCAUCGUGAAUUCUUCCACAAACGGCACUUCUGCUGCUGCCAUAUUGGCCGUGGAGUUUGAUACCAGACAAAACUCACCCGAAGAUGGCCCAACCGGACAUGUUGGCGUGAACGUGAACAGUGUUUACUCCAUCAAGCAGUCUCCGUUACUUCCCUUGGGGAUCAAUAUUUCAUCCGGCAUCAAUGUGACGGUGAGAGUUCAGUACGCUAACGAUGUGAUUUCUGUUUUUGGUUACAUGAUGAAUGGAACCAAAGCACAAGACAUGAACCUCUUGCUUCAAUCUCCACCUCUCAAUCUCACCUCAUAUCUCCCACAGAAGGUAUUUCUGGGGUUCUCUGCAUCCACCAGUAAUUUCAAUGAGUUGAACUGCAUCAGAGCCUGGGAGUUCAACGGUGAAGAUAUCGGGGACCGAAAUCAAAAGCUACUGUGGGUUUGGAUCACAGUUCCAACGGUGGUGGCUAUCGCAGGUGUGGUGGGAUUUUUCUUGAUUUGGAGGUGGAAACGAAGCAGGGAGAUAGCAGAGGAUGCAUACCCGGGGAUAGAAGACCAGAUUCAGUGUUCCUCAAUGGCUCCAAAGAAGUUCCGGCUGAGGGAGAUCAAGAAGGCAACGAGCAAUUUCAAUUACCAGAACAAGCUCGGGGAAGGUGGUUUCGGAAAAGUGUACAAGGGAAUCCUGGGAAGUAAGGAGAUAGCUGUGAAGAGAGUGUCCAAGGAUUCACGUCAAGGGAAGCAAGAAUUCGUAGCAGAAGUCACGACAAUAGGUAGCCUCCACCAUAAGAAUCUGGUUAAGCUGAUAGGGUGGUGCUACGAGAGAAAAGAACUCCUCCUCGUCUACGAGUUCAUGCCCAACGGAAGCCUAGACAAGUACCUAUUUGGGAGUUCCGAGGGAUCAUCAGGUCAAAACCUUCGCUGGGAAACCAGAUACAGUGUGAUAUACGGGGUGGCUGAAGCGCUUGACUAUCUUCACAACGGAUGCGAGAAGAAGGUGAUUCACAGGGACAUCAAGGCAAGCAACAUUAUGCUGGACUCAGAGUUCAACGCGAGGCUAGGAGACUUUGGACUGGCCCGAACCAUCCAGGAAAGGAACGAGACUCACCACUCCACGAAAGAGAUAGCUGGAACACCAGGUUACAUGGCCCCAGAGACAUUUCUGACAGGGAGGGCAACAGUGGAAACAGACGUGUACGCUUUUGGGGUUCUGAUAAUGGAAGUGGUGUGUGGGAUGAGGCCAGGGAACGCGUGUGCCCAGAACGACUACAAGAAUAGCAUAGUGUACUGGGUGUGGGAGAUGUACGGAAAGGGAAGAACAUUGGAUGGAAUGGAUAAGAGAAUGAAGAAGGAGACAGAGGAGGACGAAGAACAACCGGAGAGAGUGAUAGUGCUGGGGCUGGCUUGUUGCCAUCCGAAUCCGCACGAAAGGCCAUCCAUGAAGACGGUACUGCAGGUUCUCACAGGCGAGGUGGCUCCACCGGCGGUCCCUAGAGAACGGCCGGCUUUUGUGUGGCCGGCCGCUCCCCCUUCCUUCAAUGUCAAUGACAACUCCAUUAAUUCUGCAGCCCAGCUCACUCCUCCCUUCACUCAGCUCACCGGCAGAUGAUCGUCAUCGUAAUCACUUCAGUUGGCUACUGUUUUCCGUCAACCCUACGCCAUCGUGUAUAUAGCCUGAUAUCCUAUCACUGUAGAUAUACGGUGCUUAACGAACUUUCUUCUUAAUUAGUUCUGUGUAAAUUGAUUUUCUCCGGGGUCGAUGGUUAAGUCAGCGUACCUGCUUCAAGUUGUAGUCAACUUUUGGACACCAAAUUGUACUAUAAUAUUUAUAAUUACCCUGUCAGAUGCAAUUUCAUUUAGCUGUUUUAUCA